Molecule: messenger RNA, 777 nt
Organism: Macrosiphum euphorbiae (potato aphid)
Lineage: Eukaryota; Metazoa; Arthropoda; Insecta; Hemiptera; Aphididae
Source: the annotation of a GenBank genome assembly
AUGUACGAUAGACGACGAAAAGUACUUCCCAAAUUGCCUAAGUCACCGGAAGACGUUUUUUUACAGUUGAAUUUAAUGAAAACUCAAGAUGAUUUUAAGUUUCGUAGACAACCAUUCAUACAUAUUCCCGAAGACAAUAGUUUUGUAUGCAUUACUUCUGAUUUCAACCUACUAUUUAUGAUUAAGCAUGAUUGUAUUGAUUUUUUCGCCGAUGGACAAUCAUGGUGGCGAAAAAUAAACAGCGAUUCUAUUCUCAGAAUAGCAUAUAAAAAAGAAAACGACGAACUAGGAAAUUGGCUUAAGAGUUUUUUUGGGUUAGCUUUUUUACCUAAUCAUGAAGUAGCCGAUGCAUUCGUCGAACUCAUGAGUGUCUGCCCAAAUGAUAAAGUCUGCUCAGAAUUUAGCGAUUAUGUUUUCAAUAAUUAUAUAGAUGAUGAAUCUCCAUUUCCCCCAAAUAUAUGGGCUAAAGAACCUAUGUUUGAUCCAAGGACAACCAACGCUGUUGGAAGUUUUCAUAGAACUUACAAUUCACAAUUUUAUAAGUCUCACCCACACAUACACUUGGUAAUUAUGGUUUUACAAGAAACGCAAGCUGAAACGAUGACAAAAAUUCGGUCAAUUGAAACCGACAGUUAUAAAAGUAUGAGUUUUAUUGAAAUGCAAAAAAUUAUUGCAACUAUAAUGGCUUACGAUGAAUAUUUAAGAAAUAAAUGUUCUAAAGAUUUACUAAAAUAUUUAUUAAAAGUGGGAAACAAGUAUUUAGGGAUACCACUUUAA